GCGCUGCUGCUGAUGAAUAGAUAAGCUACUCCUACUAUAUGUGAAGAUUGUGAAGUUGGCAUAGCGCUUGUAUACGUGUGCAUGCUCUGCAUCUGUGUGUAGCGGACGGACCGCGGCGUUGAAUGAGAGAUUCGAGAGGCUCAUGAACUUUUCGUUUGAUAUUCGUUGUCUCGUAGCAACUAAAUUACGCAGAAAUGUCUAGUGCACCAGCACAUAAGUAUCGUUACAAAAAUGUUGGGUUGGACUCCCAAGAGCUUAGGAGACGUAGAGAAGAAGAAGGGGUACAGUUGAGGAAGCAGAAAAGAGAACAACAAUUAUCAAAGAGACGAAAUGUUCCUAAUGUGGUUACUGAUGAUGAUGGAAUUUCCAUCACUGAAGAUUAUACUGUUCCAGCGCCUGUUAUGCAACCAGCUCAAGGCAUAACUCCAGAUAUGUUAACAGCUUUGUACAGUUCAGACAUAUGUGAACAAUUGGCAGCUACACAGAAAUUUAGGAAACUUUUAUCUAGAGAACCAAAUCCGCCCAUUGAUGAAGUUAUACAUACAGGAAUUGUACCAAGAUUUGUAGAAUUUUUGAAGAAUGACACAAACUGCACUUUACAGUUUGAAGCAGCUUGGGCAUUAACAAAUAUUGCCAGUGGAACGUCUCAGCAAACUCGUAUGGUAGUUGAUGCUGGUGCAGUACCUGUGUUUAUCGCAUUAUUAAGCUCAGAGUAUGAAGAUGUUCAAGAACAAGCAGUUUGGGCUUUGGGUAAUAUUGCAGGUGACAGUCCAGAGUGCAGGGAUCAUGUUUUGGUCAGUGGCAUAUUACCUCCCCUACUCCAAUUGCUUUCAAAACCAACGCGUUUAACAAUGACGCGGAACGCUGUUUGGGCUUUGUCAAACUUAUGUAGAGGAAAGAACCCUGCACCUGAUUUCCAAAAAGUUGCACCGUGUUUGCCAAUUCUUUCAUAUUUGUUAACCCAUCAUGAUCCAGAUGUAUUAGCCGAUGCGUGUUGGGCUCUUUCUUAUUUAAGCGAUGGGCCAAAUGAAAAAAUCCAAGCUGUUAUAGAUUCGGGAGUGUGCCGACGUCUUGUUGAACUUUUAAUGCACGACAAGCAUAAUGUCACAAGUGCAGCAUUGAGAGCUGUGGGUAACAUUGUGACUGGUGAUGAUCUACAAACUCAAGUUGUUUUGAAUUGUUCUGCAUUACCUUGCCUACUUCAUCUGUUUAGCAAUCAUGAAAAGAGUGUUCGUAAAGAAGCUUGUUGGACAAUUUCUAACAUUACUGCUGGAAAUCCUCAACAAAUUCAGGCUGUCAUAGAUGCAAAGAUUUUCCCUAUUUUGAUAGAUAUUUUAGGAAAGGCCGAUUUCAAAACGCGCAAAGAAGCUGCUUGGGCGAUUACCAACGCUACAAGUGGAGGAACGCCGGAACAAAUUCGAUAUUUAGCAGAGCAAAAUUGUAUCCCCCCAUUGUGUGAACUACUAACAGUAAUGGAUGUUAAGAUCAUUCAAGUAGCGUUAAAUGGUUUGGAAAAUAUACUGCGACUUGGUGAUCAAGACGCAGUUCAUCAUAAUGGUGUCAAUCCAUACAGCGUUCUCAUUGAACAAUGUUUCGGCCUAGAUAAAAUUGAAUUCUUGCAAUCUCAUCAAAAUAUAGAAAUUUACCAAAAAGCCUUCGAUAUUAUUGAGCGCUACUUCGGUUCCGAAGAGGAAGACUCAAGAAUUGCACCAUCAGUGGAUUCUCAGGGACAACAAUUUCAAUUUUCAACAGCCGACUCUUCUCAAUUACCAGUUCAAAGCUUCCAAUUUUAAUUGAAUGAUCGAAUUAAAAACAGCUAUAAAGUGUGUCGAGGCAUGCGUUAAUUUUAUUCAUCGAAUGAGCUACUGUCCAUUUUAGGGAAAGAUCUAUCUCUAAAAUAGAAAUGAAACACAUAUAUUGAGGAAGGACUGUACAGCAACCAAAAUUUCGGACAUUCU
Phymastichus coffea is the source of this 1958-nucleotide messenger RNA. It is a transcript of the gene Kap-alpha1, whose product is annotated as importin subunit alpha-7. Lineage: Eukaryota; Metazoa; Arthropoda; Insecta; Hymenoptera; Eulophidae. Gene Ontology annotation, cellular component: nucleus; cytoplasm; nucleoplasm. The coding region runs from base 195 to 1793 and encodes 532 amino acids. The transcript is spliced from 9 exons. Gene Ontology annotation, biological process: NLS-bearing protein import into nucleus. Gene Ontology annotation, molecular function: nuclear import signal receptor activity; protein binding. The record is from RefSeq and is a predicted model, not a curated record.